AUGCUUGUCGUUGGCGGUGGAGGGUACACGUUGCGCAAUGUCGCUCGUUGUUGGGCUAAUGAAACUGGCGUACUUGUGGAUGUCGACCUGCCUAAUGAAAUCCCUGAAAAUGCAGAAGGGUUACAAACUUUACCUCUUCCAUACGAACUGCACCUGUUUCAAGAAUAUCUUCCCUUCUUCGAGCCAGAGUUUACACUGCGACCUGACCUACCCAAGCGUGCUGACAAUCACAAUACUAAAGAAUUCCUUGCUGCCCUUCGACAAGAAAUUAUUGAGAAUUUGCGACAAGUGAAAGGUGCUCCUUCUGUCCAAAUGAUGCCGAUCCCUGAAGACAUGCUAGAUAACGAUGUAGCUUUAUGUGAGCCCGAGUUGGGCGAUGAAGAGAGAGGCAAGGAUCAUGAAGAAACAAAUACAACAUAUUCCGGAAUGGAAACAUAG
Molecule: messenger RNA, 438 nt
Organism: Cylicostephanus goldi
Lineage: Eukaryota; Metazoa; Nematoda; Chromadorea; Rhabditida; Strongylidae
Source: the annotation of a GenBank genome assembly